CAUGGAUCUGGCCAAUGGGCCUUUCUUCUACCUUUCGAACAUGUCUGGCUGGCUCCAAAUUAUUCUCCAUCAAACAAACAGACAACACUAGCUGCCAAAACCCCCAACCAAAUUCGCAUGCCCUUAUUAAUUUUUCAGCAUCAAGCUUCAGCCUUUAACAAGUAAAAGCAAAACCCAGAAAUGCCUCCAAAUCUCUGCACUGUCUUCGUCUUCCUUCUGGCGACGAUGGCCUAUGGCGGCGGAGCCAUAGGCGUGAACUGGGGCACGACGGCCUCGCACCCAUUACCGCCGACCAAGGUGGUGGAGCUGUUGAAGUCCAACAAUGUGACCAAGGUCAAGCUACUCGACGCCGACCCAGGUGUCCUAGAAGCGCUUUCUGGGUCCAAUCUUGAUGUCACUGUGGGUAUUCCUAAUGCCUUGCUUAGAACCUUGAACUCUUCUAAGAAGGCUGCUGAGAGUUGGGUUCAUGACAAUGUCACUCGCUACGUCUCCAAUGGCGGCAGUGGCGUUAAAAUUGAGUAUGUUGCUGUUGGAGAUGAGCCAUUUCUCCAGACUUAUGGUGAGCAAUUUCAUACCUUUGUCAUUGGAGCAGCAAUGAAUAUCCAUAUAGCUUUGGCCCGAGCGAAAUUGGAGAGCAAGGUGAAAGUAGUUGUUCCUUGCAGUUUUGAUUCCUUCCUGUCAGAGUCUGGCCAUCCUUCGAAAGGACACUUUCGGCCCGACCUCAAUAGAACCAUGAUUGAACUCCUCACGUUUCUCAGCAAGCACAGUUCACCAUUCUUUGCGACCAUUUCUCCGUUCUUAAGUCUCCACCAGAACAAAAACAUUUCCCUCGACUUCGCUCUGUUUAAAGCCAAUGCAAAACCUCAUAAUGACAGCCGCAGAACAUACAAAAACAGCUUUGACUUGAGCUACGACAUCUUGGUUACUGCAUUGUCAACAGUAGGAUUUCCUAAAAUGGAAAUUGUUGUGUCGCAGAUUGGUUGGCCUACCGAUGGAGCAGCAAACGCAACCUCAUCAACUGCAGAGACCUUCAUGAAAGGCCUGAUGGAGCACCUUCAUAGCAAAUCGGGGACCCCACUUAGACCUCGGGAUCCUCCAGCUGAAACAUACAUUUUUAGCCUCUUAGAUGAGGAUCAAAGAAGCAUAAGCACUGGGAAUUAUGAAAGACAUUGGGGUGUGUUCACUUUUGAUGGUCAAGCCAAGUACCAUUUUGACUUUAUCCAAGGUUCGAAAAACCUCGUGGAUGCGCAGAAUGUUGAGUACCUUCCUUCAAAGUGGUGUGUAGUGAACAACAAUAAGGACUUAUCCAAUGUAACUGCAAGUUCUUUAGAGGCAUGUUCACUUGCUGAUUGCACUGCACUGUCUCCUGGUGGGUCUUGUUCCAAUAUCAGUUGGCCUGGAAAUAUAUCGUAUGCGUUUAAUAGCUACUAUCAGCAGCAUAAUCAGAGUGCAGAUAGCUGUAACUUUGGGGGCUUGGGUUUAAUCACAACCGUUGAUCCGUCAGUGGAUAAUUGCAGGUUUUCUGUUCAACUUCGCACUUCUCUUUCAGAUUUCCUUUAUCCGGCCUAUCUUUCCCAGUGGAUGACCUUACUAGUCACAACCAUUUUGUUAUCCUUAACCAUAUUUACGUAGAAAAUAGAUUCCGAGGAAAUUUUGUGUAGAAAAUAGAUAUCCGAGGAGAUUUUUUGCUGCUGUGUUCCAUUGUUGCCGGUGUUUGUUGUUGUAGCCUGUGAGAGGUUUGAUUACUUGUUGAAGUGCUUACUCUAUGAGCAGACAUGGGCUUAGCCAAGUUGGCUAGAGCGGAUGUGCUCCCCACUCUGCACCUGAGUUUGAAUCCCACUCCCCGUGGUGGUGAUUAGAUUACAGUAGAAUAUUAUUUGUAUCAAGUGCUUAUUCUGUGAAAUUGUAAGAUGACAAAAGAAGGGUGUUUGGAAAUCAAAAUGACUUCGAGGCUCUAUA
Messenger RNA from Prunus avium (sweet cherry), 1959 nucleotides. Its product is annotated as O-Glycosyl hydrolases family 17 protein. The record is from RefSeq and is a predicted model, not a curated record. Gene Ontology annotation, biological process: carbohydrate metabolic process. Lineage: Eukaryota; Viridiplantae; Streptophyta; Magnoliopsida; Rosales; Rosaceae. Gene Ontology annotation, molecular function: hydrolase activity, hydrolyzing O-glycosyl compounds.